AUGAAUGCAGAUUCUACAAAACGUUCUGAAAAGAGAAGAAACGGUGUUGGUCGGACGGUGAUGUCCGAAGGCGGAAAAUCGACUGCACUGAAAAAAGACAGGCAGCGCUGUCAUCAGGCUCGAGACGAAUACUUGGAGUGUGUUGACAAAGGAUUAGACGCGGGAAAAACAGAAGAUCAGGCAUCUCGAGCGUGUCGCGCUGAACUAAAAACAUUCAGAGGCAGUUGUCCCGCAUCUUGGGUGGACCAUUUUAUAAGAAAACAUAAUUUUGAGCGUUAUAAGCGGACAAUAGCUGAACAAGGAGUACUCUGGGCGCCUUCAAGGAUAAGAGACCUAUCCAACGCAGCUAGUAAACCACCUCGCCGGCGGAAAUCUGUUGCUGCUAAGAAAAUUCCAUUGCAGUCUUAUGUGGAUAUUGGUGUUGAUCCUCCUUUGUCUCUUCCAAUAAAGGAAGGGGUACUGAAAGAAAAGUCGCUAAAUGUUAGUUUGGAAGAAACUGCAAAGCUUACUGUAUUACCAAAGGUCCAACCUCAAGAUAUUUCGAAAAAACUAAGGAUGGAUCCAUCGCAUUCCAAUAUGGAACCGAUUAUGAACAUCCAGGAAUACUCGUUCAUUUUGUCAUUGGUCGAGGAGGAACCUGUUGACUCGCAUCCACUGCUUAAAGUGGUGGAUUUUUCAAAUUUAUCUUCGGCUAGUGAGAUUCCUCUUCACACCAAUUUCCAUCGCUUUCUCUCUUCUCUUCGCCUCUGCCACAAGUUCAAGUUUGCAUGCGAAGUGAUUCAAAGUCGUCUGAACACUCUCUCUGCACCCGCUUUGCUCGAAGCAGCGCGACUGUUGGCGAAUGCCGAGAUGCACAGACGCUGCUCGCUGAGGAGCCAUUCGUCGAGGACGGAAGAAUUUGGUGACACUGUCAGUCUUGCCGGUAGUCUGCGAGAUCAGCUGAAAGGACUUCGUCUACCUAAGUCAAUGUCGAUCACAAUUCACAGCUUACUGGACUAUGUGACUGAUCCGAAUCAUGCCGUUUCCACAUUUUCCAAAGAAGCAUUCAAGCAUUCCAUCUAUCGUCAAGAAAUCCAUCAGAAUCUGGCAUGUGCUGCCCUCGAAUCGGAACAAUGGCCCAUUUUCAAGCUAAUCAUGGAAUCGUGUCCCUUAUCUGCUCACUACUCACCCUACUUGGUUUUUCAUAUAGUUGAUUUUGUCAUUAGGAAUCCGAAAAGAAAGCUGGAUGUGGUGGAAUGGUAUAUGAAUGCGCUUUCACAAGAACGUCAGCCUUUGUCCCAGUUGCAGUGGUCCAAAUAUACCUCCAGUAUCCUGAAAGUUUGUGGCUCCCAAGCAAAUCCAGUUAAUGUAACAAAGCAAGGGACGUUCAGUACACUCUCAGGAAAGACUUUACCAUUUUCCGUCCCCAAAGAAGAACCUAUCGACGAAUUAGACUUCAAUUGUCUUAAAGCAGAUCUUAAUAAUAUGUUAAAUGAACUUUGCAGAGGCAGUGGAAGUGUCACUAAAAAGGAAGUGGAAGGAAUGCGACGCUGCAUUCGAUCAUGGUCGAGAGCUCACGAAAAGGCUAUCAUCAUCGAUUCGUUGAACGUUUUUCAUGGAGCAUUAAAAGGUCUCGAGCCACUUGUGAGGAUAACAAACAGGUUGGCGGCCGAAUAUGAAAAUGCUGUCUUAGUAACACGACCGUUUCUAGUUGAGAAGUUGAAGAACGUUCGAUGGCGAGGCCAAGUUCGGGUUUUCUCCUGCUCCACACUAUCCGAAGACGAUCUCCUCGUCUUACUAGCAGCCGUAGAAUGGGGUCCCAAUGCAUAUGUGCUUAGCGAUGAUCGAUUUUCACUACAUGUUGAACGUGCACGCUGCACAGGUCGCCUAUCGCUUCGAGAUUGGAUGCGUCGAAGAAUGUUGAGGUUCAACCGCCAGGAUUGGCAGUAUGAUGAACUCCCAUCCUAUGCUGAAUUUGUUCAAAAAGUGAAUCCAGAAACUUAUUUUCUGCCAGUAAUGGAAGAGACUCCUGGAAUUCCUGAACGUUCCUCGUUCUUGGUGACUUAUUGA
This is a messenger RNA of Necator americanus (New World hookworm), 2049 nucleotides long. RefSeq lists its product as uncharacterized. The transcript has 14 exons. NCBI's taxonomy places the organism in Eukaryota, Metazoa, Nematoda, Chromadorea, Rhabditida, Ancylostomatidae. Bases 1 to 2049 code for a protein of 682 amino acids. Gene Ontology annotation, biological process: respiratory chain complex IV assembly; mitochondrial ATP synthesis coupled electron transport. The record is from RefSeq and is a predicted model, not a curated record. Gene Ontology annotation, cellular component: respiratory chain complex IV; mitochondrion.